This is a messenger RNA of Lycium barbarum (goji berry), 1084 nucleotides long. RefSeq lists its product as uncharacterized. NCBI's taxonomy places the organism in Eukaryota, Viridiplantae, Streptophyta, Magnoliopsida, Solanales, Solanaceae. Gene Ontology annotation, biological process: nuclear-transcribed mRNA catabolic process; ribosomal large subunit assembly; ribosomal large subunit biogenesis. Gene Ontology annotation, cellular component: preribosome, large subunit precursor; nucleolus. The transcript has 8 exons. Gene Ontology annotation, molecular function: RNA binding. The coding region runs from base 95 to 784 and encodes 229 amino acids. The record is from RefSeq and is a predicted model, not a curated record.
AAUAAACACGCGGCCAGGUUUAUACUUGUCUUUCGAAAGCAAAGCAAGAAGUAGGGUUUUAGCUUUCACAAAAAAAAAAAAAAACCAAGAAGCAAUGCCUAAGUCGAAGCGUAAUAGAGCCGUCACCUUAUCUAAGACAAAGAAGAAGGGAAAGGAGCACAAAGAAAGUAUUGUUAAUUCAAUAAGGGAAUGUGCGGAAAAGUAUUGUUCAGCUUAUGUGUUUAGUUUUGAGAACAUGAGAAAUCUCAAGUUUAAGGAGUUCAGAGACCAGCUAAAGUCUUCUAGCAGAUUUUUCCUUGGGUCGAAUAAAGUCAUGCAGGUAGCACUAGGCCGAUCAGUUGCAGAUGAGAUUCGGCCCGGCCUUCAUAAGAUUUCUAAGCUUGUACGUGGAGAUUCAGGGCUUUGCUUUACUAAUUUAUCAAAGGAAGAGGUCCAAAGGUUGUUUAGCGAGUUUGAAGAACAUGACUUUGCAAGGACUGGCACUACAGCAGCAGAAAAGGUGGAGCUACAAGAAGGCCCUCUUGACCAGUUUACACAUGAGAUGGAGCCAUUCCUGCGGAAGCAAGGGAUGCCAGUAAGGUUGAAUAGAGGUGUUGUGGAGCUUGUGUCUGACUAUGUUGUAUGUGAAGAAGGGAAGCCAUUGUCACCUGAGGCAGCUCGCAUACUGCGUCUACUUGAUAUCAAGAUGGCUACUUUCCGGCUUAGCUUAAUAUGCAGGUGGAGUCCUAAUGAAUUUGAACUCUACAGAGAAGGAUUGGAAGAAUCAGAUAUUGAAUCCUCAUAGUCUGCUCUGGAACCUCUGAGACAGGCGACUCAUGUUUUAUUAAAGUUGUACGCUAUGGGCAUCCUGAGAGAUGCUCCUACUACCUCUUGCUAGCUGAAGUUGUUGUAUAAGGGAGUGUUUUUUUUACUUGGUCUCAAGAAAUUACUUGACCAGUCAUCAGUUUUGGCAAUAUUAACUUUGGCAUUCAGACCUCAGUAUGUGUGGGAAAAGUGUUUGAAUUAUUUUUGACUGUUCGAUGUAACAGACUUUAUGUAAAAUCUUUUACUAAAGUAUAUCGUGACAACUUAUUUUGUUCUCGUA